Molecule: messenger RNA, 8277 nt
Organism: Closterium sp. Naga37s-1
Lineage: Eukaryota; Viridiplantae; Streptophyta; Zygnematophyceae; Desmidiales; Closteriaceae
Source: the annotation of a GenBank genome assembly
AUGCUCAAAUCCGAUGCGUGCCAUCUGAACGGCCUAUCGGAUGAGGACACGUGGCACAAGGAGGAGUGCCCCAAGGACCGAGGAGGGUACUUCAUCGUUCGGGGGAUGGAGAAGGACCGAGGAGGGUACUUCAUUGUCUGGGGGAUGGAGAAGGUGAGGGGGGAGAGGGAUAUGGGGGAAGGGAAUGGGGGAGCAGGAGAGCGUAGCUCGUGCGAGCAUCCAACACCAUCCUCGUCGAGACUGCUCCCCACCUUAUUCGGCCUCGGUCUGUCUCCCAUUCCGUUUCCCCACCUCACCUCCCCUUGUGCACCCACAGGUGGUGAUUCCCCAGCUCGUGGUGAUUCCCCAGCUCGUGCGAGCAUCCAACACCAUCCUCGUCGAGACUGCUCCCCACCUUAUUCGGCCUCGGUCUGUCUCCCAUUCCGUUUCCCCACCUCACCUCCCCUUGUGCACCCACAGGUGGUGAUUCCCCAGCUCGUGCGAGCAUCCAACACCAUCCUCGUCGAGACUGCUCCCCACCUUAUUCGGCCUCGGUCUGUCUCCCAUUCCGUUUCCCCACCUCACCUCCCCUUGUGCACCCACAGCUCGUGCGAGCAUCCAACACCAUCCUCGUCGAGACUGCUCCCCACCUUAUUCGGCCUCGGUCUGUCUCCCAUUCCGUUUCCCCACCUCACCUCCCCUUGUGCACCCACAGGUGGUGAUUCCCCAGCUCGUGGUGAUUCCCCAGCUCGUGCGAGCAUCCAACACCAUCCUCGUCGAGACUGCUCCCCACCUUAUUCGGCCUCGGUCUGUCUCCCAUUCCGUUUCCCCACCUCACCUCCCCUUGUGCACCCACAGGUGGUGAUUCCCCAGCUCGUGGUGAUUCCCCAGCUCGUGCGAGCAUCCAACACCAUCCUCGUCAAGACUGCUCCCCACCUUAUUCGGCCUCGGUCUGUCUCCCAUUCCGUUUCCCCACCUCACCUCCCCUUGUGCACCCACAGCUCGUGCGAGCAUCCAACACCAUCCUCGUCGAGACUGCUCCCCACCUUAUUCGGCCUCGGUCUGUCUCCCAUUCCGUUUCCCCACCUCACCUCCCCUUGUGCACCCACAGGUGGUGAUUCCCCAGCUCGUGCGAGCAUCCAACACCAUCCUCGUCGAGACUGCUCCCCACCUUAUUCGGCCUCGGUCUGUCUCCCAUUCCGUUUCCCCACCUCACCUCCCCUUGUGCACCCACAGGUGGUGAUUCCCCAGCUCGUGCGAGCAUCCAACACCAUCCUCGUCGAGACUGCUCCCCACCUUAUUCGGCCUCGGUCUGUCUCCCAUUCCGUUUCCCCACCUCACCUCCCCUUGUGCACCCACAGCUCGUGCGAGCAUCCAACACCAUCCUCGUCGAGACUGCUCCCCACCUUAUUCGGCCUCGGUCUGUCUCCCAUUCCGUUUCCCCACCUCACCUCCCCUUGUGCACCCACAGGUGGUGAUUCCCCAGCUCGUGGUGAUUCCCCAGCUCGUGCGAGCAUCCAACACCAUCCUCGUCGAGACUGCUCCCCACCUUAUUCGGCCUCGGUCUGUCUCCCAUUCCGUUUCCCCACCUCACCUCCCCUUGUGCACCCACAGGUGGUGAUUCCCCAGCUCGUGGUGAUUCCCCAGCUCGUGCGAGCAUCCAACACCAUCCUCGUCGAGACUGCUCCCCACCUUAUUCGGCCUCGGUCUGUCUCCCAUUCCGUUUCCCCACCUCACCUCCCCUUGUGCACCCACAGCUCGUGCGAGCAUCCAACACCAUCCUCGUCGAGACUGCUCCCCACCUUAUUCGGCCUCGGUCUGUCUCCCAUUCCGUUUCCCCACCUCACCUCCCCUUGUGCACCCACAGGUGGUGAUUCCCCAGCUCGUGGUGAUUCCCCAGCUCGUGCGAGCAUCCAACACCAUCCUCGUCGAGACUGCUCCCCACCUUAUUCGGCCUCGGUCUGUCUCCCAUUCCGUUUCCCCACCUCACCUCCCCUUGUGCACCCACAGGUGGUGAUUCCCCAGCUCGUGCGAGCACCCAACACCAUCCUGGUCGAGCCUGCACCUCCCCUUUCCGGCCUUGUCUGUCCAUCAUUCCUUCUCCUCCCCACCUCUGCUCCCCCUGUGCACCCACAGGUGGUGAUUCCCCAGCUCGUGAGAGCGCCCAACACCAUCCUAGUCGAGCCUGCACCGCCCCUUUCCGCUUCUGCUGCUGCCAGAGCUGCUUCGAUGUGCGGCGGGGCAGCAGACGGGGCGGGAGCGUGGAGGGACGAGUGGGUGGCGUCCGUUGUCUCUACUGAGGAUGAUAUGGGAGGGCUCAAGGCAGGACCACGGGCAAAAACAAGCUCAGCACCUGCAACUGCCACGUCAGCUGCAGCAGCUGCCACGUCAGAAACCAGCGCAAGCGCUUCCCGUAUCCUUCAAAUCCAUCUGCCAUAUUUCAGCUGCCCGGUUAAUCUCUUCCUCUUACUCCGUGCUCUGGGAGUUCGGUCAGAUAAGGAAAUCUUUGAAAUGAUUCUCGGGCACCCACUGAAAGAAAGUGAGGGCAUGGUGGGGGGAGGGGAAGAAAGGGGAGGGAAUGGGUCUGGUAGUGUGAGAAGAGGGGGGGGGCGAGAAGCGGGAUUAGGUGAAGAAGAGGAGGGAGGGGAGAGGGGGGAGGAGGGAGAGGAUGAGGGAGAGGAGGAAGUAGAGAGGGGUGCGUGGUUUAAGGCAAAGAGACACAAGAGAGCAGCGAAUGUUAUUGUGAUAGAUGACAGUGAUGAUGAUGCUGAUGGCGCAGCAGCAGAAGCAGCUCCUGCUGGUGCUGCUGGGGUUUCCACUGGUGGUGGUGGUGAUGGGGGAAGGGGAGGAGAAGUAGGCUGCUCUUGCAUCUCUCGAGUUUCUGACGCACAACAACAGGCUCUCGGCUUCAGUUCAGACAGUGCAUGUAUGUGCGCAUGCAAGGAGAGGAGGAAGGGGCUUCUGAGUUAUCUGAGGAGGCUGCAGUUCUGUGCGUUUGUGAACAGGGACUGCAUCUCACUGCAAUUGGAGCCGGCUCUAUCAACCGGAAACUGGCACCGGCCUGGGAGCUACGGCCGAGCCAAAGGCGGCAGGUUCGGCAGCAGCAGCCAGGGCAGGUUCGGAAGCGGGUGGUACGGGACGAGCAGCAGCAGUCUGCAUGCGAGUGAGCCGCUCAACCGGCUGUCUGCUGCGGCAGCAAUGUCACACCUGAGGAGGAUGGAGGUGCCUUCCCAUCGGUCCAACACCUCUGCUGCUGCCCGGCAGAUUCACACGACAUUCUUUGGUCGCAUCUGCCCUCUUGAAACCCCCAAGUCCGAGGCGAUAGGGUUUUCCCUCAACCUCGCCCUUGCUGCCUGCGUCUCUGGGGGUGGGGGGGAGGAGGAAGGAGAUGAUAAGGAGGACGAGAAGGAUAAGAGGGAAGACGGGAAAGACAAGGAAAGAGAUGGUGCCAAAGCGGUUGAGAGUGGUGAUGAUGAUGACAUUUGGGCUUUGGACGACAUUGGUGACGGUGCUGAUAACGCUUGGGCUUUGGACAAUGAUGGUGGUGAUAGUGAUGAUGGUCGUGGUGGUGGUGGUGUGAGAAAGGUUACGGGAGAGGGACGCGUUGCAGCAAGAGGUGGUGGGAUGCAGGAGAAUGGAAUUGCGAUGGGUGUGAGCGGUGACGUGGCGUUUGGUGAUUGGUGGCUGGUGAAGGAACUGCAGACACGUGGCAUGGUCUUGCUAGAGGGUUUAAGAGAGAGGAGAGAGGGUGAGGGUGUGAGAGGAGGAGGAGGAGGAGGAGGAGGAGGAGGAGGAGGAGGAGGAGGAGGAGGAGGAGGAGGAGGAGAAGUGUGGGUGAAUGGGCGGCCAGUCGGGUGGCAUGCUGACCUGGCAGAGCUGACUAGGCAGAUGAGGAGGAAGAGGCAAAAAGGCGCCAAGAGAUACAGAGAGCUGGGCAUGGCCUAUCACCCCGCGCUGCACUCGCUCCACCUCGCCUCCUCCCCUGGUCGCAUCCUCCGGCCCUUGCUGCUGCAACAGCCACCCAUCGACCUGCCUCACAGUACCAGCAGCAGCAACAGCCACGGCUGGCAGCAGGCAUGGCAGGGCAUGCUCGCAUCAGGGGCAGUGGAAUAUCUAGACGCAGCAGAGGAGGCGGCAAACUGCCUGCCCGCCCCAGCAGAACCCUUUCUUGCUGCUGAGCAGCACAGCAAGGGAUUCGUCGUGGCAAGCCCGAAGGAUGAAAACUGUGCAGCACGGGAUGCUCGGCAGCAGUCUCCAGACUCUACCCUGUCUCUGUCAUCGUUUCUGGACUCGCCUGGUUUGGCUGCAUCUGCUCGCUACUCCCACGUGGAGAUUCAUCCGGAGCUGGUGUUUGGAGUCAUUGCGUCGGCUCUGCCGUUUGUGAAUCACAAUGGUGUUUCUCGCAGCACCGGGGCUGCUCACAUGUUCAAACAGGCCAUGGGCGUGUCAGCAUACAACCUCCCCCAUCGCUCCGACCGCACGCUCUUCGCACUGCACUACCCGCAGAGACCACUCGUUGCAUCCAGAAUUGCUGAACUCGCCACAGGCCUUUCAGACUUCCCCAAUGGGCAGAACGCCAUCGUCGCUGUCAUGAGCGCUGGAUACAACCAGGAGGACGCGCUGAUCGUCAACCAGGCGUCGGUCGACAGAGGGCUGUUUGGCAGCACCACGUUCAGAAGCUUCGUGGAAGAGGAGGGCAAGGCUGGUCGGGGCAAGGUGGAAGUGACCUGGAGGUUCGGCAAACCGAGCCUGGACGGGGGGGCAGGAGCGGCUUGGCCCGGGGCUGCUGAGCCUGCUGGUUUGGGAGUUGGUGGGGAGGAGCGGGAGGAUGGGGAGGAGGAGGGGGAGGAGGGGGAGGGGAAGGAGGGGGAGGAAUGGGAGGAGAGGGGGGGGGGGGAAGGAGCGGAAGUAGCUGCUGCUUCAGGAAAAGCUGGGCGUGCGGGAUGGGAUGCGGAUGGUCUUACCGAUAGUGAUAAUGAUGCUGCUGCUGGUGCUGGUGCUGGUGCUGGCGGUGGUGCUGGUGCUGCUGUUGCGACUUCCGAGGCACCUCAAAAGGUGGCUGCAGGGAAGGCUGGGCGUGCUGGGUGGGAUGCGGAUGGUCUUACUGAUAGCGAUGAUGAUGGUGGUGCUGGUGGUGGUUCCAAUGGUGGUGAUGGUGGUCGGCGAAGGAGGGGAAGGAGAGGUGGACAAGAAGAGGCACGACCCAUUCGAGCCAAGGCAGAGCCCAUUGAUCUCACACAAGAUGAUGGUGCUGACGUGGCGAUGGCACAGGCUGGCGAGAAGGAGGCCACGUGGCAAGGUGAUGAUGAUGUGGCGGUCAAGCGAGAUGAUGACGUGGCAGUGAUUCAAGAGACGGGUGCAUGGGGGAAGCAAGCAGGAGGGUCAGGGGCAGCAGCAGCAGAUGCUGAGAUGCGUCAGAAUGAAGAAGGAGCAGAAGCAGCAGAAGUAGGAGCAGGGGCAGGAACAACAGGAGGAGAAGGAACGGCAGCAGGGUGGGGUGAGAGGAGUGAGAGGGAGGAGUGUGGGAAUGGUGGUUCGGGCGGAAGUGAGAGGGUGGAGGGUGGGGGUGGUGGGUGGGGUGGGAGUGAAGCAGCAGGCGAGGCAGGUGGGGGUGUUGGUUGGGGUGAGGGUGAUGGUACUGCUGCUGCUGCCGCUGGUGCGGAUAACAGUGGUGGUGGGUGCGGGAGUGAUGCUGCUGAUGCUGCUGCUGGUGCUGAAGGUGGGGAGGAUGGUGAUGGUGGGUGGGGUGGUGGUAAUGGUGAGGGUGAUGGUGCUGCUGCCGCUGGUGCAGAGAACGGUGAUGGUAUUGAUCGUGGCGGUGUUGGUCGUGAUGGUAUUGGUCGUGAUGGCAAGUGGGGGAGUGCUGCUGCUGAUUCUGCUGCUCGUAGGGACGGUGGCGAUGGUUGGGGUGGUGAUGCGGGUGGGAGUGGUGAGGGUGGCGCAUGGGGUAAUGAGGAGGAUACAGGAAGAGUGGGACGAGGGGCAGCAACAGCAGAAGCAGAAGCAGGGGGAUGGAGUGCAAGGGCCCAGGAGGGGCACGCGGGUGGUGGGUUGAAUGACAGUGGAGGAGGGGAAGGAGGGGGAGGAGGGGGAGGGUGGGGUGCUGCUGCUGGCGCUAGUGGCGCUGAUAAUGGUGGUGCUGCUGGUGAUGAUGGUGCUGCUGAUACUGCUGGUGUUGCUGGUCGUGGUGGUGGGUGGGGGAGUGGUGCUGCUGAUGCCGUGCGGGCGGAGGAAGAGGGGAAGGAGAGGGAGGAGGAGAAGGAGGGGGGGGAGAGGGAGGAAGGGGAGGAGCGGGAGGAAGGGGAGGAGAGGGAGGAGGAGGAGGAGGAGGAGGAGGAGGAGGAGGAGGAGGAGGAGGAGGAGGAGGAGGAGGAGGAGGAGGAGGAGGAGGAGGAGGAGGAGGAGGGUGGUGGUGCUGGUGGUGGUGCUGGUGGUGGUGCUGGUGGUGCUACUGGUGGUGCUGCUGGUGGUGCUGCUGGUGGUGCUGCUGGUGGUGGGGGUGCUGCCGCUGGUGCUGUGGGGGUGGUUGGGGUGGUACGAAUGAUGCUGCUGCUGCUGGUGGUGGUGCUGGUGAGGGUGGGGGUGGGGCGGGAGGGGGGUGGGGAGGAGGUGGUGGAGAGGGGGGAUGGGGAGGAGGUGGGGGAGGGGGAGGAGGGUGGAGCGGGGGAGGUUGGGGUAAGGAGAGAGGGCAGAGUGAGGGUGAUGGGGCUGGUGGGAACACAAGAGAUGGAGAGGACGGGUGGGGAGGAGGAGGGGGUGGAGGGGGUGGUGGGGAUGGUGGGGAUGGGUGGGGAGGCGGAAGAGGAGGUGGGGAUGGGUGGAGAGGUAGAGAGGAUGGGGGAGACGAGGGCGGACGGGGGGAAAGGGGGUGGAGGGGGAGGGGAGGAAGGGAGAGGGGUCGCGGGAGGGGAAGGGGAAGGGGGAGGGGAAACGAUUCGUCGGGAGACAGGGAGCAAGGGGAUGGGGGGGUCGAUGGAGGAGGGGGGACUGGAUGGGGGGGAGGCGGAUCGGGGGGAGGUGGAUGGGGGGGAGGAGGGGGAGGCGGAUGGGGGGAAGGUGGGGAAGGGGAAGGUGGAGGGGGAGGAGAGCGUGGGUUCAGGGGAGAUAGAGAUGGGGGGAACCGAUGGGGGGGAGGAGGGGGAGGCGGAUGGGGGGGAGGUGGGGGAGGAGAUGGGGGAGAAGAGGAAGGGAGAAGCUUUGGGGGAAGCGAAAGAGGCAGGGGCAGGGGCAGGGGCAGGGGGAGGGGCAGGGGGAGGGGAAGAGGAGACGGGGAUUUCCAAGGAGGGAGAGGUGGUGGAGGGAGAGGGGGGCGAGACUAUCAUGGGGAGCGGAGCGAACGGAGGGAGCGGCCGAAGAGAUGGGGAGGAGGAGAAAGUUUGUAGUGUCAUGGUGUCACAGGGGGAGGGGGGAGGCGGCAUACUGUCCCGUCUGACUGCCACAGGGGAGGAAGAGCAAUUUCGUAGUCUCAUGGUAUCACAGGUGGAGGGGGGAGGCGGCAUAGUGGACACUGCUCUCAUGGUGCUGAGAGUUUUGAGACAUCUCAAAACGACUUUUGAGACGUCCCAAAAAGGGGGAGGCGGCAUAGUGGAUGCUGCUCUCAUGGUGCUGAGAGGCGCCACAGGGGAGGAGGAAAAAGUUCGUAAUCUCAUGGUGUCCCAGGUGGAGGGGGGAGGCGGCAUAGUGGAUGCUGCUCGCAUGGACACAGACAGACACGGCGUGCGGCUUGGCAGGGUUCGUCUGCGCGCCACACUGCGACCAGAGGUGGGGGACAAGCUCACGAGCAGGCACGGGCAGAAGGGGGUCAUUGGCCGCGUGCCGCCCUCCCACGACCUGCCCUGGUUUGACGGUGUUGCCAGAAUCAGUUCCUCUUUUAAAGCCCCUGCUGCUGACAGUGCUGGUGCUGGUGCUGUAGCAGCAGCAGCGGUGGGAACGCCACUAGGGGUGGUACCAGAUAUGGUGAUCAACCCACACGCGCUGCCCUCCCGCAUGACACUGGGGCAAGUCAUGGAAGCACUGUUCGCCAAGGUAGCAUGCUCCCCCGUGCAAGAGAUAAGCAGCAAUAAAAGCAUCCCCUCCUUCUCCGCCUGCUCCUCUGACCUCUGGGGCUCGGACCUACUCUCUGAAGCACAGCAGCGGCUGCGCAGCUACUCGCCGUUAGACUUGGGCAAGGACGUUGCAUACUGUGGGGAAACGGGCCAAGAGAUGGAGGGGAGGGUGUUUGUCGGCCCUACGCACUACCUGCGACUGAAACAUCUGGCAGCUGACAAAAGAGCCACAAGGGCCAUAGGGACCAAGCAG